Molecule: messenger RNA, 4533 nt
Organism: Astyanax mexicanus (Mexican tetra)
Lineage: Eukaryota; Metazoa; Chordata; Actinopteri; Characiformes; Acestrorhamphidae
Gene: lrrc8db
Product: leucine rich repeat containing 8 VRAC subunit Db
Exons: 3
Coding region: 722-3235 (837 amino acids)
Molecular function (GO): protein binding
Source: RefSeq, a predicted model, not a curated record
GGGGGGCUGGAGGAUGAAGUGCUGGGGAGAACUGGUGCAGACUGGUUGGUGCUGCCGCGCGCGCGGUGCUGCUGCUGCUGCUGCUGCUGAUAUUAUACAGGGGGGACAGGGUGAGACCGGCUUUACACUGCAGCAGCAGCCGAACCGAACCGGGGACCGAUGUCGUUUAAUCACAACAUUCAGACAAGGAUCUGUCGUUUUCCUGUCGUUUAUUACUGAGCCUUAAUGUGGAGGACAUCAUGGAAGAACUGCGUGUUUAUACUCAUCACCUAAACCAGAGGAAGGCUCACUCAAAAGGCGUCCCUCGCGCGUGAUGACGCUCUAUUUGCUGUCACUCUAUUUAUCUGUCUUGGAUCUGUCAUAGCGCUCGGCUGCUGGGUUUGUUCUGUCUGCUGUAGAGGAGGAAGACAUGGCGUGUCUCGUGGUCACGCAACUGAGUUGCUGAGGCUCUGGGGUUGAAUAGCAGCAGCAGCAGCAGCAGGUUGCUCACAUACAGACAGAUAGCUGCCCAGAGAAGAUGCAUGCAUGUCUGGGACAUCCUCAUCUCUGUAGGAGAACCUUAAGCUCAUCUUAGGACACAGUGGAGAUAGUGGAUGGUGAUGUGUGUCAUGUGAUGCAGCAUACAAUUGGAGGAGAGCUGUGAACACUUUGUCAACUGUGUUCUCUGGAAUGAUGGAGUAGGGGAUGAAGAGUAAUAAUCAUCCAACAUCCUGACCACAGAAUGUUCACCCUCACAGAAGUUGCCUCUCUGAACGACAUCCAGCCGACCUAUCGAAUACUGAAACCAUGGUGGGACGUGUUCAUGGAUUACCUGGGCAUUGUGAUGCUCAUGGUAGCAAUAUUUGCUGGGACAAUGCAGUUAACCAAAGACCAGGUUGUCUGUUUGCCUGUUCUGGACUCGUGGCAGGACUCUGUAACUACAGAGAGGCCACCAGAAACAGCUUCUGGCACCGGGACCGGAGGAAACAGAGUGGCAUUAACAGCUGCACCUACGAGCAAAGACCAACCUGAGACAGAUAUCCCCUUCCCUUCUCCAACUGCUCCCAGGCAGCCUCAGCCGACAGGUGUGAAAACAAACCUGGACUUUCAGCAGUAUGUCUUUGUCAACCAGAUGUGCUACCAUGAAGCCCUCCCCUGGUAUUCAAAGUACUUCCCAUAUCUUGCUCUUAUUCACACGAUCGUGCUUAUGGUCAGCAGCAACUUUUGGUUCAAGUAUCCAAAGACGAGUUCCAAAAUCGAGCAUUUUGUUUCUAUUUUGGGGAAGUGUUUCGAGUCCCCAUGGACCACUAAAGCACUGUCCGAGACGGCUUGCGAAGACUCAGAAGAGAAUAAGCAAAGACUGACUGGUGCUCCUUCGUUACCAAAGCAUUUCUCCACCAGCAGUGAAGAGGGAAGUCCAAACCAAUCCACUCCAAUGCUUGCAAAAUCCAGUGUUAAGUUCUCGACAGAGAAGCCCGUAAUCGAAGUCCCGAGCAUGACGAUACUUGAUAAGAAAGACGGUGAGCAGGCCAAAGCCCUUUUUGAGAAAGUGCGAAAGUUUCGGGCUCACGUUGAGGACAGUGACCUGAUCUACAAACUCUAUGUUGCACAAACCGUGAUAAAGACCUUUAAAUUCAUCCUGAUCCUGUGUUACACCUCAACGUUUGUUGCAUCCAUUCAGUUUUACCACGAUUGUAAACCAGAUAUCAAGCACUUGACUGGCUACACCAACUUUAAUUGCACUCACAACAUGGCGUUCAUGUUGAAAAAGCUGCUCAUCAGUUACAUUGCUCUCAUCUGUGUUUAUGGCUUGGUAUGCAUUCACACGCUCUUCUGGCUAUUCCGGCGGCCCCUCAAAGAGUACUCCUUCGAGAAAGUGCGAGAGGAAAGCAGCUUCAGUGACAUUCCAGAUGUGAAGAACGACUUUGCGUUCCUCUUGCACAUGGUAGACCAAUAUGACCAGUUGUACUCUAAACGCUUUGGCGUCUUUCUCUCUGAGGUCAGCGAGAACAAGCUGCGAGAAAUUAGCCUGAAUCACGAGUGGACCUUUGAGAAGCUACGGCAGCAUGUGACUCGCAAUUCGCAGGACAAGUUAGAGCUCCAUCUGUUCAUGCUCUCAGGUGUUCCUGACGCUGUGUUUGAGCUCACUGACCUGGAGAUAUUGAAACUGGAGCUGAUCCCUGAGGCAAGGAUAACGGCAAAAAUUUCCCAGAUGAUCAACCUCCAGGAGCUGCAUUUUUAUCACUGCCCAGCCAAAGUUGAGCAGACUGCUUUUAGUUUCCUUCGAGAUCACCUACGGUGCCUUCAUGUCAAGUUUACGGACGUUGCAGAGAUACCCACCUGGGUGUACAUGUUAAAGAACCUGAGGGAACUCUACCUGGUUGGAAACUUGAACUCAGAAAAUAAUAAAAUGAUUGGUCUGGAGUCGCUCAGAGACCUGAGGCAUCUCAAAGUCCUCCAUCUCAAGAGCAACCUCACGAAGAUCCCGACCAACAUAACAGACUUGUCUCCUCAUCUGAUCAAACUUGUGGUACACAAUGAUGGCACUAAACUCUUGGUUUUGAACAGUUUGAAAAAGAUGAUGAACCUCUCGGAUCUGGAGUUGCACAAUUGCGAACUGGAAAGGAUACCGCAUGCCAUUUUUAGCCUGACCAAUCUACAGGAAUUGGACCUGAAAUCCAACAACAUUCGCACCAUUGAGGAGGUCAUCAGCUUUCAGCACCUCAAAAGGCUUACCUGCCUGAAACUGUGGCACAAUAAGAUAAUCACCAUUCCACUGUCCAUUAGUCAUGUCAAAAACCUUGAGUCCCUCUACCUUUCGCACAACAAACUCGAGUCAUUGCCCGUCCCUUUGUUUAACCUGCUGAAGCUUAGAUAUUUGGACUUAAGUCACAACUCCAUUGUGGUGAUUCCACUAGAGAUAGGAUUCCUUCAGAAUCUCCAGCAUUUUGCCAUCACAGGAAACAAAGUGGAGGUGGUGCCCAAGCAGCUGUUCAAAUGCACAAAGCUGCGUAACCUGUGUCUUGGACAUAACUGUAUCUCUACCAUACCGGAGAAAAUUGGCAAUCUGAUGCAGCUGACCCACCUGGAACUGAAGGGAAACUGUCUGGACCGCCUUCCAGCCCAACUUGGCCAGUGCCGACUUCUGCGUCGGAACUUUCUUGUUGUAGAAGACCAUCUAUUUGACUCCUUGCCAAUGGAGGUCAAAGAGAGCAUAAAUCAGGAAACCAAUGUUACCUAUGCUAAUGGAAUAUGAGAGUGGACUGGAGAAAGCCUUCUUGCCCAAGGUCUUGUAAUUCAUGUGGAAUGGGACUAAACAAAUUGGGCACUGUGCUCUCCAUACAGCUGGCAUGUUUUAAAAUAAUACAUUUGUCAACUGGUGUGAGAGAUUUGGCUCAGGACGUGUAGUCGAAUGGAAUGCUUUAACCCUUUAGAAUUAACAAACAUAUUUCAUGAGGGGUGACUCAGAACUCAAAUAAAUGAACAAGAAAGCUGUUAUUAAACAUGACAUGAAUCUGAUGUGCUUAUCAGUUUGAUAUGAAACAUUGUCACUAAAGCAGCUGUUCUCAAAACAGUCCAGAUCCUUUAACCCAACUACAAUAGAGAUAGAACAAAAUAUCCCUGAGGACUACUGCUUUACAGAAGAUAAAGUACAAUGCCUGGGAAUUAUUCUUGUGUUUAAAAGCAAUGGGCUCUUUUCCACUGAGGGCUGAAUAGUCCAUUCUGGUGGCUUUUGCACAUGGUCAGUUUUCUCAGCAGAAUUAGCGAGUUAUGCUUGGGACCACAGAAAUGUUCAGUUGGAGGGCCUUAUGACAUUGGGAUCUGUUAACUGGAUUACCAGGCCAUGCUAACUCAGUAGUAUUUAUGUUUUACGAGACCAGUAGCAAUGUGGAAAGAGGCCUGUAGCCGGUUAACUAAUGCCACAUGAACAAUGUAGGAUGAGGCCCAUAGCUGGUGUGUUAACACUACGGUAGCGAUGUGGGAAGAGGCACAUAGCCGGCGUGCUUACACCACAGUAGCAAUAUUGGAAGGCCAGUAGCGAUUGAAGGACAUGGCCUAUAGCUGGCGUAACAAUGGCACAGUAGCGAUGUAGGAUGAGGCCCAUAAUCAGCAGGCUAACACCACAGUAGCAAUGUUGGAUGAGGCCCUUACAUGCUUACACCACUGUAGCAAUUUGGGACAAAGCUUAUAGCUGGUGUGCUAACGCAAUGGCAGGAAUGUUAAACGAGGCCAGUAACCCGCAUAAAAACUCAGUUCUCCAUUUUGCAUGUAGUUAGUAGGCUCUGUUUUGCAAGUUAGCAUAUUACACAGCAAAUGUAGAAAGAUAUACAGAACCUGUCCAAGUGUCCACACCGGCCUAGAAUGUUACAGCAUGGCCCUGCAGUGAAAAAGAGACCAAUGUUUGCAAUAGGCUACAUUUACGCAGCAGUUCAACAUGCUCAAAAGGUAGAUUUUUCACCAAAUUCGUUUUUUUUGGCUGUUCACACCAUCACACUUUCAAUGUGAUAUAUAUCCAACAAUUAUCCACACUCCUGAAGUAAUGCACCUACACAA